Eupeodes corollae is the source of this 1201-nucleotide messenger RNA. It is a transcript of the gene Vta1, whose product is annotated as vacuolar protein sorting-associated protein VTA1 homolog. The record is from RefSeq and is a predicted model, not a curated record. Gene Ontology annotation, cellular component: multivesicular body. The transcript has 3 exons. Gene Ontology annotation, biological process: late endosome to vacuole transport via multivesicular body sorting pathway. The coding region runs from base 137 to 1045 and encodes 302 amino acids. NCBI's taxonomy places the organism in Eukaryota, Metazoa, Arthropoda, Insecta, Diptera, Syrphidae.
CUUCUUUUCUUAUCGCCUCAACAAUCGUCAUUUCUGAAAUUGAAAUCUGCACUGAAUCUGAAGGGAAACCCAAUUGAAAACAAAACCACAAAUUCUUAUUCAUAAUUUUUGCAUUUAAUUGAGUUUCAAUUAAAAAAUGGCAGACUUUCCACCCUGUCCAGCAAGUUUAAAACAAAUUCAACAUUUUCUUAAAAUCGCCCAGGAGCACGAUGGGAGGGACAUAGUGGUAAGCUAUUGGUCUCGGCUGUAUGCUCUUCAAGUUGGACUGAAGGCGUCCACACAGAAGCCUGAUGAGACAAAGCUUCUUUUGGCUCUCAUGGAUUGGUUAGAGUCCACAAAGAAACAAAACACGGAAAAUGAAGCUAUAACUAAUGAAGUAGCUGCCCAGGCUCAUAUGGAAAACUAUGCUCUAAAACUGUUUCUAUACGCCGACAAACAAGACAGAGAAUCUAACUUUGGAAAAAAUGUGGUCAAAGCCUUCUACACUUGUGGAGUUCUGUACGAUGUAAUGCAAGCCUUCGGCGAACUGACAGAGGAGGCCCAACACAAUCGAAAAUAUGCAAAAUGGAAGGCCGCAUACAUUCACAAUUGCCUGAAAAACGGCGAAACCCCUAUUCCAGGACCCAUGGGUGAGGACGGCGACGAGAAUGCCGAAGCUGGUGGCGAGGAUUCACCGCCAGCACCACCAACAUCAGGCAGCGGUGAUUUGUCUCCAACAGAAAGUCAAUCGGAAAGUAAAUUGCCCGAUGAGCCGACCCCAAGCACGUCCCAAACACCACCAACAGCUGAAGAAGUUCUCUCCAAUCCCAGCAAACUUCCCAGUCCUCCGGUGGACGAGGAGAAACCUGGUGGAUUUGUUCCCUAUGUUCCUGAUCAGACGCAAUCUACACCAAGCGCGAACGUUCAUAUUACACCCGAACAAAUGCUUAAAGCUCAGAAAUACUGCAAAUACGCUGGCAGUGCCUUAAACUAUGACGAUGUUAAAUCUGCAAUUGAAAAUCUCCAAAAUGCUCUUCGUCUUCUGACCACAGGUCAGGACUUCUAAAAAAAAUGUCCUUAUUGUCGAUAAAUUAGUAAUCUCUAAUUCUAAGUUAAAUUACAUACCAUAAAUGUUACUAAAAUGCGUAAAAUUACUAACCCUUUAGCAGCUUUUGAUUAAAUAAACAAGCACUGCAAUACUAAAAUUUGCUUCAGUUUGAAA